Molecule: messenger RNA, 3584 nt
Organism: Conger conger (European conger)
Lineage: Eukaryota; Metazoa; Chordata; Actinopteri; Anguilliformes; Congridae
Gene: pde3a
Product: phosphodiesterase 3A, cGMP-inhibited
Exons: 16
Coding region: 1-3441 (1146 amino acids)
Biological process (GO): positive regulation of oocyte development; oocyte maturation
Cellular component (GO): cytosol
Molecular function (GO): 3',5'-cyclic-AMP phosphodiesterase activity
Source: RefSeq, a predicted model, not a curated record
AUGACGACUAUAGAAUCUGACAGUGAUAGGGGAAUAUCCGGCAGCAUUUUUGAAAAAAGCCCCAGGGCUCCCGAUCGUAAUGGUUAUGUGAAAACAUGUGUUACUACUCUGUCCCAGGACCAGAACUGCGGACCGUGGGUGAAACUGAUGUUCACUAAAAUAUGGAGUUACAAAGGACUCUCGUCUGCGGUAUGCGUGGGGUCGCUUUCGGUUUUACUCGCUCUGGUGGUUAAAUUUGUAGACUGGGAAAUCGAGCACAACCGCAGCAGUAGUAGUAGUAGCAGCAGCAGCAGCAGCAGCAACAGCAAUAACAGACGACCCGGGUCUCCGAUUUAUUUCGCAUCAGGCUGCACGGGGGAGCUAUUGCUAACUUGGUGGAAUCUGGUUUCUCCAGUCUUCACCCUCUUAUGUGCCUUCUUCUGGGUCGGCUUGUAUCUGAUCCGCUGUGGAGUCCUUAUUAAAACAGCCCUUUUUCUCCUAACCGCCUGCCAUCUGGGCGAAGCGGCGGCACAGUCGUUCUUGUAUGGGGCGGAGGAUCAGUUACUCUCCUUCACUGCGACCGUGGUGGUGCUCGCGUGCCUGGCAAGCGGGGCACUCAUGGUGGUGAGACUCAAGCAGGGAAUCUCAGUUAUCGUUUUCAUCAGCAUCGUCAGGACAAUCUCGCUCAUUUCUCUGAAUAAAGUGCGGGCCAGCUGGAGACCUUACUUGGCCUACGUGGUCGGAGUACUGGGCAUUCUACUGGCGAGGUAUGCUGACAGGCUCCUGCCGAACCAAGGGAUACACAAGGAGGGCUGUGCCUCCGUGAGUGAAGCGAAGGAAGAGAUCCCGGUAUUUAAAAGGCGAAGGAGGUCCAGCUCCGUAAUAUCUUCAGACAUGGCACACAGUCACUCCAACAGCAAGUCACAUCGGCGAACCUCGCUUCCAUGUAUUCAACGGGACCAGAUGCUGUCCCAGUCAGAAUGGGAACACAAGCGAGGCUCCCGUGGAUCCCAGUCCUUGGGCACCAGCGUGACGGUGGACAUCGCAGUGAUGGGAGAGGCCCACGGGCUCAUCACAGACCUGCUGGCCGACCCGUCCCUGCCCCCCAACACCUGCAGCUCACUUCGGGCCGUGAGCAACCUGCUCAGCACCCAGCUCACCUUCCAGCCCCUGCACCGGCCCCGAAACAACCCCCCGGGGUCCUUCAGCGACGCCUACACCUGCUCCGACUCCGAGGAGGGACCCGAAAAGGGCGAGAAGCUGGCCAUCCCCAAGCGUCUGAGACGGAGCCUUCCCCCGGGGCUGCUGCGGCGAAUCUCCUCCACCUGGACCACCACCACCUCCGCCACGGGCCUGCCCACCAUGGAGCCGGGCCCCGUGCGCCGGGACCGCAGCGCCAGCAUCAAGCCGCUGCACGAGGGCCCUGUCUGCAGGUCCAUGUCUGUGUCCUACCCCACCUCUGCCAGCACAAACCACCUCUACUCCAAACGGCAAGGUAGACCAGGUCUCCCUCCUGUCGACACCUCACCCCUGGCAUCGCCGUGCCAGUCCCCCAGCCAGGGGACCCCUGUCUCUAGCCCCGUCAGCAAAGUCCCCUCCGUGGACCUCCCCGACGCUGCGGCCUCGCUGGGCGAGUGUGUGGUGCCGCCGAGCGCUCACAAAGCCUUAACUCACACACAGAGCGCACCCGGGUGCACACCCACACACACUGUCUGCAGCAGUUGCGGGAGACCGUACAGUAUAUUAAGCCUUGGAGAUGGGUCGAUGGACAGAGGAGACAGAAUACGCAGAACAGAUGAUCAGGCGAUAGUUUCAUCCGACUACGACAGCACCCACGAGACCAACAACAGUGAUAGCAGUGACGUUGCGCAGAGCGAAGAUCCAGAGCGAGGCAGGAAACCCACAGACGCCCAGGCGGGGUGCAGGACGUUCCCGUCAGACAGCAUCAUCCUGCACCCCCUAAUACUCUCAGAGGACAAGCCCAUCCUGGCCCCAGAGCCCCUGGUGAUGGAGGGCCUGGAUCCUCUGAUGUGCCAGAUCAACAACUGGAACUUCCCCAUCUUCAGCCUGGUGGAGAAGACACAUGGCAAACGUGGCUGUAUACUCAGCCAGGUCUCGUACAGGCUGUUUGAAGACACAGGACUCUUUGAGACGUUCAAGAUCCCUGUGCAAGAGUUCAUGAACUACUUCCACGCCCUGGAGAACGGGUACAGGGACAUCCCAUAUCACAACAGGAUCCACGCCACAGAUGUGCUUCACGCUGUAUGGUACCUCACCACACAGGCCGUCCCAGGCCUGCCCAGCCUCAUCAACGAACACGGCUCCGCCAGUGACUCUGAUUCGGACAGCGGCAUCACCCACAGUCACAUGGGCUUCCUGGUGUCCAAGACGUACACGGUGUCGGAGGACGGCUACGGCUGCCUGUCGGGCCUCAUCCCCGCCCUGGAGCUCAUGGCCCUGUACGUGGCGGCCGCCAUGCACGACUACGACCACCCUGGCAGGACCAACGCCUUCCUGGUGGCCACCAGCGCACCACAGGCAGUGCUGUACAAUGACCGCUCUGUGCUGGAGAACCACCACGCAGCCUCCGCCUGGAGCCUGUUCAUGUCCCGCCCCGAGUACAACUUCCUGCUCAACCUCGACCACAUGGAGUUCAAGCGCUUUCGUUUCCUGGUCAUCGAGGCCAUACUGGCCACCGACCUGAAAAAACACUUCGACUUCCUGGCGGAGUUCAAUGCCAAGGUGGGGGACGACGUAGGCUCGGGAAUCGACUGGUCCAAUGAGAACGACCGGCUGCUGGUGUGCCAGAUGUGCAUCAAGCUGGCCGACAUCAACGGGCCGCUGAAGUGUAAGGACCUGCACCUGCAGUGGACCGAGGGCAUCGUCAACGAGUUCUACGAGCAGGGGGACGAGGAGUCGAGCAUGGGCCUUCCCAUCAGCCCCUUCAUGGACCGCUCGGCGCCCCAGCUGGCGAAGCUGCAGGAGUCCUUCAUCACGCACAUCGUGGGGCCGCUCUGCAACUCCUACGACUCGGCCGCGCUCAUCCCCGGCCACUGGGUGGAGCAGGCCGAGGUGGAGGAGGAGGAGGGAGGAGACAUCGACGAAAAUGAGGAGGAGGACACGGCAGAGGAGGACGCGUCCACAGGCUCCGAGGCCUCCCAGAAACGGGUACCCAAGAAACGGCGGAAAGUCUUCUGCCAGAUUACCCAGCACUUACUAGAGAACCACCAGAUGUGGAAGAAGGUCAUCGCGGAGGAAGCCCAGAAACAGGAGCAGGAGGAGUCAGGGCGCCAUAGCAACCCCGCUGAGCCAAUCCUGGCCAUCCACGAGGAGGAGGAAGAGCCAGCAAGCAAAGAGGAGGAGCCUGUGGACACCCUGGAGCAGGAAGUGGAGACAGAGGAAGAGGGGACAGAGCCCCUGGAGGAGGAAGUAGAAACCCCGGCUUCUGAGGACCCAGAGUGACGGAAAGUUCCAAAAGAAGAGAGAGGGAGCAGAACGCCAGUAUCCAGAGCCAGAACGUUGUUUUUUUGUUUUUUAAAGAACAGACUCUUGAUAUUUUGUUGCCAGCACAUCACUUAGACACAACACUGUAGAAGUUUUGGGAA